AUGGUUCUUGGCAUUUUCAUGGCUUUUCGUAAGAAAGUGACGAACACAAAAAACGAGCAGUCACGAGUAAACCAUGAUAAUGUUUUUGCAAUAUGGAGCUAUGAUGGAAAAAUGGUCUAUGAAAACAUCAUUGAAGUCACUGAGAACUUCAGUGCCAAAUAUUGUGUUGGAGAGGGAGGAUAUGGUGCCGUUUAUAGAGCUGACCUACCAAAUGGUCAAGUAGUUGCUGUGAAGAAACUUCAUGCAACACUUGAUGAUGACUGGGCUAAUUUAAAAGGGUUUACAAGGGGAAGCUUGGGAAAGGUACUGAGCAUGGACGAUGAUAUUGUAAUCUUUGAUUGGAUUAAGAGAGUGAACACUGUAAAAGGUGUGGCAAAUGCUCUUUCUUAUAUGCACCAUGAUUGUUUUCAACCAAUCAUCCAUCGAGACAUAUCAAGCAAGGAUGUUUUGUUUGAUUUGGAGUAUGUGGCUCACAUAUCUGAUUUUGGCACAGCUAGAUUUAUGAAUCUCAACUCAUCCAAUUGGACUUCCUUUGCUGGGACCUUUGGUUAUGCUGCUCCUGAACUUGCUUAUACAAUGAAAGUGAAUGAGAAGUACGAUGUUUAUAGUUUUGGGGUGCUAGCACUAGAAGUGAUUAUGGGGAAGCAUCCGGGUGAUCUAAUCUCCUCUUUAUCAUCAUCCUCAUCCUCAUCAUUAACAUCAACUACGCAAGGGAUAUUUUUGAAGGAUGUCUUGGACCAACGCCUCCUACCUCCGAGGAAUCAAGUGGCAAAGCAAAUAGUAGCUGGUGAACAAGAUUUUCCAUGGGAACUUGGCUCCGCUGUUAUUGGAAAUCUACAACUUUAG
This is a messenger RNA of Camellia sinensis, 846 nucleotides long. NCBI's taxonomy places the organism in Eukaryota, Viridiplantae, Streptophyta, Magnoliopsida, Ericales, Theaceae. The record is from RefSeq and is a predicted model, not a curated record.